AUGCCCGUUAACAGGCCGAAAGUUGCUCCCGACGCAAAGGGCCCGGCUGUAAAGCCCACGGGGACUGACACGACCGUCGCUACUAAGGGCAAAACUCGGGGCGUGCGCAAUGUAGGAAAGCUGGCGCGGCUUCUCAACAUGCCUGACCAAAUAUUCUUCAUGGUGACUUCGCACUUGUCGCCAUUGGACAUGCUGAACUUGUCCCGAUCCUCGAAGAGUAUGAGAGCUAUCUUGAGCUCGAAGAAGCUUUCCAAACACGCCUGGGUCGCUGCACGCAAGAACAUCGUGCCUGCCCUGCCCGAUUGCCCCGACUUCAUCAGCGAAAUGGCGUAUGCGCACGUCCUGUUCGAGCACUCGUGCGAGGCAUGCGAUGCUCCUCGGGCUCGGCAUGCGCUCUACGAGAUUCCGAUGCGGCUCUGCAAGCAAUGUCUGGAAGCGAAUGUAGGAACAGGCACUGAGUUGAUGAAGCGGUAUAAAAUCCCCGAGCAUCGCGUCAGACUGAUUGCCCUCUUUUGCCCAUUGUACCCCCGCUCUACACCGGACGAUGUUCCUUGGACUUCCGUUGCCCCCAAACUUGACGACCGCUUCUACGAACCGGACUUCGCUGCGAUCAAGAAGCAAGCUUGGGCACUGGGGAAACCUCACGACCUAGCUGGGGCUUGGGCGUAUGGCAACGACCGACGGCAAAACGUGUUUAUCAGGAUGAAGUUCAGAGAGGCCGUAAUGAGAUGGGAGGACGAGCGAGCGAGCAGAAAUAAGGCACUUCGGAGCGCGAGAGCAGCUACUAUAGAGGCCAAGCUGGGAGAGCUUGGAGUGGACAAACGCGACAUGCCCAUACACAACGCCGAAUGGAAGAGUCUUGUGUAUCAGCCGCGCGAGUUGUCCGAGCGGAGUUGGGAAACCCUGCGUCCGGAGCUGCUAGGCCUCAUCAAGGAAUUAGGAACACCAAGGCAUAAGAAACUCAAGGAAUAUCAUGACGCAUUCAUCGGGAUGCCCAGUCUACCCAGCUGGGUACAGACCCGCGAGUUUCCGUCCAUGAAAGCCCUGAUCUCCGUGAUCACCGAUGAAGAAAGGGAGGUGUCCAAAGAGGAAUUCGCCGCCGUCGAAACAGACCUGCGCAGGGAGGUCGAGGAGUUCCAGCGGAAGAUGAGGCGCGAGAUGGUCCAACUCCUGGCGGAAGCGGGCGUUCUGCCCUCCACCGCCGGCCGGUCGACGAAAGGAAAGGAGCGGACCCGCACGAGCGACGACGAAGCGUGUGCACUGCUGGAUACCCCGGCAGCGUUCUUUGUAUGCAAUGCCAUCCGCGGUUACCGCAAGGUGGGCACUUGCUGUCGUGUGUACUCCUACGCAGGGUUGGUGGAGCACUGGCUGCAUGACCACCCGUGUGACCCCUGGGAACCGUCCUAUGUGGACGUGGCUUGGGACGAGGGGCAGCGAGAGAGCCUCGCGCGUCUUCUAUCUGCGCUAGGACUACAUGAAGGUACGCCGGUGUCCGCCGUCGAGGAGCGCGUGCGAUCGGGGCGCGCGAUGUGCUCAUGCGGCGUCGAUUGCACGCGCGGGGUUGGGUGUAAGCGACCGUACCUGUUGCUUAGCAAGAUUGUCGAACAUGUCCUCGAUCCUGAUGUCUACACUACGCACUCGACCACUCCGACGAUCACGUUUAAAGCGUUCCGCGCUGGCAAGGCCUCGCGUGUGGCAGGGGAGAAUUGA
Molecule: messenger RNA, 1710 nt
Organism: Trametes versicolor FP-101664 SS1
Lineage: Eukaryota; Fungi; Basidiomycota; Agaricomycetes; Polyporales; Polyporaceae
Exons: 10
Coding region: 1-1710 (569 amino acids)
Molecular function (GO): protein binding
Source: RefSeq, a predicted model, not a curated record